Messenger RNA from Colletes gigas, 885 nucleotides. RefSeq names its product glutamate--cysteine ligase regulatory subunit (gene Gclm). The transcript is spliced from 6 exons. Gene Ontology annotation, molecular function: glutamate-cysteine ligase catalytic subunit binding; enzyme regulator activity. Gene Ontology annotation, cellular component: glutamate-cysteine ligase complex. Gene Ontology annotation, biological process: glutathione biosynthetic process. The record is from RefSeq and is a predicted model, not a curated record. Lineage: Eukaryota; Metazoa; Arthropoda; Insecta; Hymenoptera; Colletidae. The coding region runs from base 74 to 844 and encodes 256 amino acids.
CUGAUAUUAUUCGUAUAGCUAUGAUAUGUGAUAUCAGUAUUCGUAAGAAGGCCUUCGAUUAGUCAUCUGUUAUAUGGUCACUGGUAUUCUACAAUUUCUAUUCUCUACUAUGUUGUCACAAAACGUAUUAAUACAAACUGGAAAUAUACUUUCCUUGAAGGAGAUAAAAACAAAAAUAAAUCCAACUCCUACAGAAGAGAUAAUUGAAACGUUAAAGAUUGUGCUUCAAGACAAUGAAAGCAGUGGUGAGGAUCCAGUGGUUAUUAAAGGAAAAGAAGAUAAUGCUGUGCAAACUAUCACCAGGGAGAAAGCCAAUAUAACUGUGAAGGUAUUCAUGUCAUCACCUAACGUAAAUUUAUUGACACAGGCUAUAGACCAAGUCUGUGAUGCCUUAAAUACAAGUGCAAUUGAUUCUUUCGUCAUUGCUUAUAAAGGCAAAGAGGAUUCAGAAGAGUUAUUAGAAUCUUUGAAACAAUUGUGGAAUGUCGUAGAAAAGUAUGUUGCAAUUGGAAAAUUAUCAAGCGUUGGUCUGAGCGAUGUUAAUACAAAUGAAUUUAUUGCCUUAUUUCAAUGGGCAUAUACAAAGCCUAAUAUUUUACAAAUUGGUUUAACUACAUGCUGUUCUGUACCGGUUGAGUUACAGAAGUUCACUAGAAUAAACGAUGUGCGAUUGUUGACACACUGUGAUUAUGGUCAGAUUCUUCCACAAGAAGAGUUGAAUAACCUAUUCAAUGCCAAUGUAAGCUUACAUUGGGUUACAAGAUACAGCGUUCAUCUAAAACGUCGUGGUAUUUUAUUUUCAAAGGGAUAUUUAGUGUAUAUGAAUAAAACAAAUAAUAUAUGAAUUAAAUAAAAUAAUGAAUGUCAAUAAUUGUUAUAAUACGC